AGGUGCAGCGGUGUUUAUUCGAGCUUCGCGUCUGCGUAACAGUACUUAGAAAAUUAGCUGAGUGUGUGUGAGUGAUAUAUUUACUGGUGGUGUUUUAUAACUUUAAACAGCAGACAAUGAAUCUGUCCAUGGAUCGACAGAGGGCGGCUAACCGUAGCCCGGUUAGUCCCAGAUCGGAUCUUAACAAUCACAUGUUCAUAGACUCCGAUGAUGACGACAGUGAUCGUGAGGAUUUCAGACGAAGGUUGACUUCGAGUCCCAGGGAAGAAGGAUCGGGGAGUGAGGGAGAACAUUGUGUACCCUCCCCACACAGUCCACGAAGAGAGGAAACUCCCCCGCCGAAAUUACAACCAACGUCAUUCAAGGUAGCGGAUAUUUUAGAUCCGGCGAAAUUCACCGGUACGGGAAAACCACGUGUAUGGCACCCGUGGGCAGACGACAAUUCCUCAGAUCCGUCACAAGCAGACGACACAACACAUAGUUUAGGUUCUCCGGGUCCAGAUGAUCUCUCGAUAUCGAUUAACGACAGCGGAAAUGAACUAGACGAUAAAGAUCUGGAUGAUAGCGACAGUAGACUUCAUGAUUAUGACGGAAAGGACGAUGAAAAGGGUGAUAGGUGCCAUGAUUCUGGAAAGGCUGGAAAACCAAGACGAGCCCGAACAGCAUUUACCUACGAACAAUUAGUCUCACUUGAGAAUAAAUUUAAAACCACGAGGUACCUCUCGGUUUGUGAACGUUUAAAUCUCGCAUUAUCGCUCAAUCUCACGGAGACGCAGAUUAAAAUCUGGUUUCAAAACCGCAGAACAAAAUGGAAGAAACAGAAUCCGGGAUUAGACGUCAACAGUCCCACAAUUCCACCUAGCGCCGGGGGUCUGGCGUUCGCUUCACCUUAUUCGGCUAGUAUGUUAUACGGACAGGGACUACACCCGUAUCUACCGGGGCAUAAUUUAUUAGGACCUUUGGGUUUAUUAAGGGCCCACGCUCAGUAUCCAUCUAACUCUCAUCCAAUCUACUACCCUUAUUUCGGUCAAACAACGUGAAGAAAGGGCCGAGGAGGUCGCCGUGAGUGGUGCACAUAUCUCGUCAGUUAGUUUAAACUACAAUGAAACUUAAAACCGAACACCACAGCUAUUGUGUUCAACAAGGGACCUGUACAAACUAAGAAACGUGUCCACAAUGAAGGAGCUGUGUGAUGGAGAGUAAUAUAUUGGACACUCAAGCUUUGACUGCCCCGCCAAAUGUCUCGUGACAAUACGAACAACUGUAACAAGUUAGACCGCCAUAUUGAAUAUAAUGGACGGGCUCUUGUUCAAAAGUGCUGACUGAUUACAACGUCACAACAAUCGAGUGAGUAGUAGUUUAAUGUGUCCGAUAUUGCGGUUAUUUUUAUAUUCAAGUUAAAAAAAAACCCAUUAAUAUAACCAAAGCCAAAGAAAUAGAACUAUUUGCCAAACGAAGAGACUUACAAAUAGAAAGCGAAAGCUGUGAAGUGUUUAUGACGUCAUAAAUGACGAAUAUGGUCACAUGACUUUUUUUCAUAUCGUGUAUAUAUAUCAGCUUGUGUGCAUAUAUACAUAUAUAUUUAUAUGAAGUUAUAGAAUGUUGUUUUAAUUCACAAUUAGUGUUAGUUAACGAAUAGUGCUAUUUAUAGAUAAGCAACGUAAUUUAAAUAUAGAUCGAUAUUUCGUUUCGUUAUUUUAUACGAAAUUUUGAACUUUAAAUAACGAAACGAAAUGGAGGCUGUGUUUUAAUCAGAUUGAUAGAUAAGAGGAUAUAUUAUCCUCUAAAUAAACUGAUUCACAAAUGUUCACCCAUUUUUGAAUAACCCAUUAAAAUUAGACCGAUUCUUCUUGAAUAACCCAUGAAAAGUUAAGAGAGAGAGAGAGAGAAAUGGGGUUUAACGUCCACUCGACACAAACUAGGUCAUUUCGGGACUAACAUAUGGUUUAAUUUAUUUCAAUAAUUCGCUUGCGCGUAGGUGUCUUUAGCAGUGGGAGGAAACCGGAGGACCCGGAGAAAACCCACGAGGUUGGACAGGCGACCCUACUCCUUGUCACGUACAACCGGGGAAUCGAAACCCCGCCAGUUGACUCAAUGACAGACCGUAUGAUACAGCGCGCGCGUGCUAACCAUUCGGCCAUCCAAACCCCCAUGAAAAGUUAAGCCUAUCUAGGUCUAUCUUUCUGAAAUAAUCGAUGAAAAUUUAGGGCUAUAUUUUGGAAUAACCGAUGAAAAAUUAGACCCAACUUUCUGGAAUAACCCAGGAUAUCUAGAUUUAUCAUUUUGGAAAAAACCCAGCCCUAUAUUUCUGGAAUAACCAGUGAAACGUUAUCUAUUUGGAAUUCCUGUAAAAUUUUAUUUCCUACUCUUAGGAGUUACUCAUUGAAAAUCUAUCCUAUUUUUUUAGAUUUGGAAUAAACUUUAUGAAACAUCCACAUGAAAUCAUGUCGAUGUAUUUCAAAUUAAUCGUUAAGUAUGACAAUAGUCAAAUAAAGUUAGACCUAUUUUUAAGCGAUCUUUUAAACAACCUUUAUGAAAAAUCGAUCAGGAAACAUGAUCGAAAAUGCCAUUUAUUUGAAAUAUAUUAAUUACAAAAAUAGUCAUUAUGUUACAUGAGUAAGCCUACAACAUUCAUUGUUAGCCGUCUGAACUUAAAUACCGAGGUGUGGUAUCCGGUGUUCUAGAACGAGGUAAUACCAUGCCCCGUGUAUGUCACCUGUUACUAUUUAUAUCAUAUUAAAUGAACAUUAACUUUUACAUUAAAAAGUAUAUACAUGUUAUCAGUUGUCUUCAAUACCAGGAUAUUUACCCCCCCCCCCACCAUCCUCCCACUCUUGUUUUAAUAUUCAUUUAAGGAUGCAUUAUUUAAGAGCUAAAUCUUUGCUAAUAAACAAUCUAGCCCACAUUUUACCAAGAAUAUAAAUAUAAAUAUUCAUAACUUCGCACAAAUAAGAGUAAUUUAACUGAAAUUUUUAAUAUAUUCAUUUUUCAUUAUCUAUUUUUGAGCUAUUAUGGCAAAUCGGCCAGCCCUUUAUCUAAAUCUUACAUAAUGCAUCUUUAAUAAUCUUUAAGGGAUAUUUAGUAAUUGGAUAGAACAAUGUUUAUGGAAGACAGCUAUUUAUUUAGUUAUAUUUUUCGAAAGGUGUCCCAAAUUAGUCAUUGUUCUUCCAUAACUAUGUAUUAUACAUGUAGUAUGAUGAAUAUCUUGAUUAAAUGUAUGAACAACUGGAAUUUAAUUUAAAUUAUUUAACAAUUUGGUAACCCGCUCAGGUCAAACCAUUUUUUUUCAGGUUGAUGGAAUAAAUUGACCAAUAAGUGACUAAAGAAAUUUUAAACAUUCUUUUACAAAACAAGUAGCUUUAUGUAAAUCCGUUAAUUACAGAAAAAAUAAAUUAAUAUUUUAAUAAUUGUACUACGACGAAGCUUAAGAAUAUCACCGUAUAUAAAUUAUUUUGUAAAAAGAAUCAAAAAUAUCACGAUGCGUCAUUUGCAACUUUCGCUAAAUUAUUAAAAAGUUCCUCGCGGCUUAAUAUGCUCAGAUUGAUCAUUUACCAUUUACCAACGCUAGAUAAUCUCCCAGUGUGAAUUCAAUAGGAUUUAAUAAAAAUGUCCUGUUAUUUCCGUUCGCUUACAACAAAAUGGCGACAGGAUUAUUACAUAGUGAGCAACAUAGAUCGAUGAAAUUUCAAUGUAACAUAACUUUGUAAAUACUGAUGGGCGAUAUUCCUAUUAGAGUUUAAAAUGACGCAACGAGACUUUAAUCCUUUAAGUGAUAAUUAUAAUUUGAACGGAAUUGAACAAUAAAUUGUUUGACCGAUAUUCCUAUUAGAGAUUAAAACGACGCAUCAAGGCUUUAUUCGUUUCAGUGAUAAUUUUAAAUUAAAGGGCAUGCUGAUUUAUAACUUGGCAUCAAUAUGUAUCUACACAGUUGGUGCAAUAAGUAUAAAGAAAUUUGAAUGUGAUUUAGAAAAAAAAAGCUAACUCUUAAAUAACACCAACUCAAGCUCACAUGAACAACUAUUAACUAAUUAAGUUCUUUAUUGUCUAACAUGCUAUAUCCAUAACACUGGAGAAAAAUAUAAUUUUUUUGUUAGUCACUUAAAUAACACUAACUUCAGCUCAUAUGAUCGACAUUUGUAGAUAAGGCCACGCCAAUUUCAAUUAAGUUUUUCGGGACUUGGUUGAUUUAAAAAAAAACCAAUAGCAAUACUUGAUAAAUUUGUUAUAAGUCAAAUUAAAGAAAAUUUGAAAAAAAAGACCGAAAAAAGAUCUGUGUAUUAAUCCGAAUUGGAGCCAUAUGUUAAUCAAUGUUGGCGAACAACCAACCAAUAUCCUUGGUUCAUCUGUUAUAGUUGUUACAAGAAUUAGUUGGCUUCUCCGAGACACAUAUUAAAAAAAAUCUUCCUCCAAUUCCUUCAAAAACAACUGAUUUGCUCUUCUCAAAAGUUUGUAGUUCCAAAUAUUUCAUUUAUGAAAUUUUAACAAAACAUCGCAAACAAGAAUGUGGAGGUAUAAAAAGAUCUUAGUUGCUAUUCGCGAAAGCCUUUAGUUGCAAAUAUUUAAUUUUGAAUUUAUUUUACAAAACAUCGCACACAAGAAUUGAGUGUGUUAUUUGUUGAUCAAGAUUCCAAAGAACUAAUAAUCAAAUUGGUCUGGCCUAAUAAUUAAUUAAUUUAUUUAUUUUUUAAAAUGAUAUAUUUAAAACACUAGUCAAAUAUCAUUUAGAAACAUUGUAAAAAAUUCAUAAUAUGCAUUAUUCUGUCUUCCUAAAAUUUGUUGCAUUCAUCUUUAUCACAAAAUAAAUGUCUCAGUUAAAUUAAGGAAAUAAAAAAAAAAAAUGAUAAUAAUGUAAUAUAAAUUUUCAAGGGAAAAUUAGCAAUAUUCGGCUGUCAACGUUAAAAUAAGAUUUUUGUUUAUGUAUCAGUUCCCAUGGGUGGGUAUAUUAUUAUGGACCUUGAUAAAUCUUAAUUUCUAAAUAUAAAUUCAAUUUUGAGUUUUGAUAUAUCGUAUUUUGUCCGAUUUACUCUGAAUGAAAACGUAGGGAAUAUCUGUAACUCUGGUCUUAUUCACGAAAAUUUGAAAUUGUCACGUGAUAACUAAUCGUGUUUUUCACGCGGAGACCUUCUAAAUUUCGUGAAUAAAUCUCCCCAUCCCACCCGCAUUAUUUUACAUGUAAGCGACGAAACCGUUAUUAAUUUGUUACCAAAGAUUUGUAAAUGUGGAAAUAAUCAUAAAAUAUGUUUAUAACGUUAAUAAAAUAUAACA
Messenger RNA from Patella vulgata (common limpet), 5265 nucleotides. Its product is annotated as homeobox protein slou. Gene Ontology annotation, molecular function: DNA-binding transcription factor activity, RNA polymerase II-specific; RNA polymerase II cis-regulatory region sequence-specific DNA binding. The record is from RefSeq and is a predicted model, not a curated record. NCBI's taxonomy places the organism in Eukaryota, Metazoa, Mollusca, Gastropoda, Patellidae. Bases 117 to 1040 code for a protein of 307 amino acids. The transcript is spliced from 2 exons. Gene Ontology annotation, cellular component: nucleus. Gene Ontology annotation, biological process: cell differentiation; regulation of transcription by RNA polymerase II.